GGCAGAAGAGAGGAGGGGGCGGGUUGAGCAGUCCACUUGCCAAUGGAAGAGCUUCGGUGCUGUCGUGUCCCCUGGGCUCCAUCGGGCUGGGCCAAGCAGUUGGAAGGAAGGAAGGAGUGAACGAUAUCUGUUGAGAGGUGCUGGGGCUCACUGCUUUCCUGAAAGCCGCGCUUUCCAUAUUGGAUAAUUUGCCCAGGAAGAUCUCAAUUCGAAAAAGUUUCUUGGCUGGCCUUGAUCAGGUUCCAGGAAUGGCCAGCAAAGGAGCUGCAGCUUCAGCCUCCACGGAGAACUCCAAUACUGGUGGGACCAGUGGGAAUAGCAGUAAUGGGGACAGUGCCAGUCAGGACAGCACUUUCGAAUGCAACAUCUGUUUGGACACUGCCAAGGAUGCUGUCAUCAGUCUGUGUGGACACCUCUUUUGUUGGCCUUGUUUACAUCAGUGGCUAGAGACCAGGCCAAAUAGGCAAGUAUGUCCAGUAUGUAAAGCAGGGAUCAGCCGAGAUAAAGUUAUCCCACUUUAUGGAAGGGGCAGUACUGGACAACAGGACCCCAGAGAAAAAACACCACCGCGACCUCAGGGGCAGAGACCUGAACCAGAAAAUAGAGGGGGUUUCCAGGGAUUUGGAUUUGGUGAUGGAGGCUUCCAAAUGUCAUUUGGAAUUGGGGCAUUUCCUUUUGGUAUAUUUGCUACAGCGUUCAACAUAAACGACGGUCGGCCACCCCCAGCUGCUCCAGGGACUCCGCAAUAUGUGGAUGAACAGUUCCUAUCCCGUCUUUUCCUGUUUGUGGCCCUGGUCAUCAUGUUCUGGCUUUUGAUCGCUUAAGUUUCCUCCACAGUCUGUAUUGUACAACAGUUUGCCAGUCUCUGAGCUUAUCACAGACUGGUGCUUCUCCUUGGCCAGCUGAAACCUCUUGGUGUCUGGUUCCAUAGAUAACCGCGGGAUCCUGGUAGCCAUGGUGCUGCAACAUAAGAAAGGAAUCUUGCUCAUUUCACCAAAGUUACGGAAUUAACGGUCUGUUUGAAAGAUUUCUCAAGUUCCACCAUGUCUCACACAGAAGGUACCUGGCUGCAACAAUAAACCCAGCUCCCAGGAGGGAGUAUUCUUUGAAAUUUGUGUGCCAAUCGACUAGAACAGGUGCUGACCCUGAAAGGAGAGUGGGUGGCAGGCAUUACAUGGAAACUUUUGAGAUGUAUGCCGUGGAAGGGAGGGAGAUUUCACAGGUCAGGACCGAAUUCCACGCAUUCAUCAGCGUACCACUUGCUCCAAGAAAUCUCUUCUCAUAGUGAACGGAUUGGUAGAGAACAGCUGGCAGAUGUUCUUAGAGGUGUUCUGUUUCUGCUGUUCUAUUACUCUCCUUGAGAGUAAUGUUUUGUCACUCUGUCUCCCUUGAAGAUGACUUUGAAGCCAAGAGGAUCAAAGAUUUUUCAGCCAUAAAACUGGAGUAUCUUCAUUUUCUGGAGCCAGAUGGCUUUCUUAUCUCAGGGUGGAACUGUGGGACACUAGAAAGGCCAUUCAGUGGUUGUUACUCAGCACAUUUCCUUAUCAACAAAAGCAGUGUUGUUUUCUUACAGUUUGUAUAGCAGCCUACAACACUUUACUUGGGAUUGACACAAUUCUGGAUACUGUAGGUUAGUAUGCUCAUUCAUCCUUCCUGAGAUGUACCAAAAAAGCCCUCCCCACUUUUUGAUGCAGCUCAGGAGGAGUGGAAGGCACUCUCUGUUUUUUACUCAUUUCCCCUGCCCUGCUGCUAAAGCGAUUAUAAUUUUUGGUAGUACAAGAAGGGGAAUUGUUCUCAAUCAUGGUUUGUAUAGAAUCUCCAACUGAUAGCUGUUAGUGUAUGAGCUUUUCCAAAUUGCCAAAGGUGUUCCUUUGAAAGGUGGGCACAAUCCAGCAGGAUACUUCCCUGUGCCAGUCCUGAUGACAUAGAGGGAAUAGUUUCCUUCUGGAUAGUGCCUAAGAGAGGGCUGUUCUGGGAACUGUAUAUAAGGAUUUCUUUUUGAGAGAGAGAUAGAAGAAAAAGAGGGAUAUCAAGCUUUACAUAGUGUUGCUGCUGAAUCAUCUAAUCUAUGAGACCUACACAUAUACAAGAGAUUUCUCAGUUCGGUGACACCUGACUUUCUUGUAAAGAAGAAGGAUGUCUCUAAAACAAUUAUACCAUUUUAAUUUUGCAGUGUUUUUAAUUUUUCCUUUGUUUGCUUACAGGCAAAGACUUGUGGUAGCUUUUUAGGAGUUCCAUAACAAAUUGUGAUUUCAACAUUGAAUGGAAUAAACUACCGGGGUGGGGAGUGUUUUUCUCAGGUCUUAUGCUGUGCCUGGGAGGCGUGCUUCAAAAUAUCAUAUUAGUGCCACUUUUCUCAAAAUAAUGGAAGAGAAAGGGAGCGGGGUUGAGAUUUGUUCCGUCCCGACACCUUGAAAGCCUGACCAGUAGAAUUUCAUCUAUUAGAUAAUCCUUCAGUGUUCACAUACGCAAUAAAAGCAGUUUGCGUGAUUCUCUGAAGAGGCAGUCAUGCUAGGAGCUUUUCCCUCCUUUUACAUCAACAUUCUUCUAUUGCGAUUCGCAAAAAGGGUUCAAAGGGACAACUAUGUUUCCAAACCAGGAAUUCUUCCAAAGCAAACUGUAAUAAACGAAUGGCCUCAUAGAUCCUAUAUAUGGCUUAUUAUUAAUAAGGGAAAGUUAACUUGUAUUGCUGCAUACCAUGGGAAUUUCUGAUACUACUUUUCUCUGUUUACUGCUUGGAGAAACUGAACACUGUGGAAAUGAAAUGAUACUUCCAAAAUAUUUUAGUGAAAGUCCUGAUCAAAAAGUCAAAUUUAUUGUAAGACAAAACAAAAAAAUGAUUGUAAAAGGUUCAGUGGUUGUGGAUUUAAACGGUAUUAAAACAGAUAUAACUGGCUUGGGAUUCCUUUAAAAUAUAGAGUUGCUGUCUGUGCUGACCAGGGUGUAUAGAUGGAGGAGACUGCAGAGUACUUGACUGAUCCUCAGAAUAUUGUUGUGAUUUUAACCAGCUCAGGCUGUCUGUGGUCUCUAUAUUUUAUGUGCAAACUGUCAUGUGGCCUCUUGAAAGGUUAGCAGGUUAAUGAUUCUAUAAACUGUCUUGGACUUGAACCCCUUUCAGGCUGCUUUUGCCAAAGUGGGCUCCAGGCCAUGAAGGGGCUUCUGCCACUCACUAUUCACCUUCAAAAUGGCACCAAAGUCUACUGUUCUCAGUGAAGCAGCAGCCCCACAGUUAUGACUUUUAUCAUGCUCUACUGGUGAUUUGGAACAGUCUUUGAAUUUCUGUUUUGUCUUGCCUUUUCCAUGCAGUGCUUUGGGGGGGGGGGGGCAUCUUAUUAGCUCUCUCCUGGUCUCCUCCUCCCCAAAUCAUGUAUUCAGAUUGCACAUAGCCAGUGGCUGGCAGCUGGUGGCACCGUCAUGAUUCACUAAUUUUCACAGUUGUGAAAGUAAUUUAGAAUAAACAUGUUUUUACAUUA
Molecule: messenger RNA, 3473 nt
Organism: Sphaerodactylus townsendi
Lineage: Eukaryota; Metazoa; Chordata; Lepidosauria; Squamata; Sphaerodactylidae
Gene: RNF185
Product: ring finger protein 185
Exons: 7
Coding region: 249-824 (191 amino acids)
Biological process (GO): ubiquitin-dependent protein catabolic process
Cellular component (GO): endoplasmic reticulum
Molecular function (GO): metal ion binding; ubiquitin-like protein conjugating enzyme binding; ubiquitin protein ligase activity
Source: RefSeq, a predicted model, not a curated record